Molecule: messenger RNA, 1581 nt
Organism: Harpegnathos saltator (Jerdon's jumping ant)
Lineage: Eukaryota; Metazoa; Arthropoda; Insecta; Hymenoptera; Formicidae
Gene: Arpc1
Product: Actin-related protein 2/3 complex, subunit 1A
Exons: 6
Coding region: 374-1480 (368 amino acids)
Biological process (GO): Arp2/3 complex-mediated actin nucleation
Cellular component (GO): Arp2/3 protein complex; actin cytoskeleton
Molecular function (GO): actin filament binding
Source: RefSeq, a predicted model, not a curated record
UGAUACGUAUAUCCGGGACAACAUAACCUCCAAGUGGCGACAGAUAACUCGCUAUCUACGGAUGGACUGUCAAUUCCGGUGUGCAGAGGGGCGUGUUUUGCGACCGCAGAAAGAGGCCGGGGAAAUUCGUGUAGACUGACCAGAGUCCGCGAAUUUCCGUGAGUGAGCGCCGCCGUAGAAUAAUCGCCUCCGGACGCUGGAGUUUUUCGUUAAUAAAGUUUAAUCGGCGACCGCGCCCGUCGAGCGUUCGCACCGUGUCCGCUGAUUCAUCGCCACCGAUUUCACGAAACAUCCCGCCUCGCCAUCGCCACUCCGCCGUGUUCUCGAUCGCGAUUGUCCCGAGGCAUUUCUUGUCGCAAGUAGCGAGCGCGAAAUGACGGAGGUCCACAACUUCGGUGUCGAUGCUAUCAGUUGUCAUGCGUGGAACAGAGAUAGAACAGAGGUUGCUAUUUGUCCAAACAACAAUGAGAUCCAAGUACACAAGCGUACUUCAUCUGGAUGGAAGUUAUUGGAGACUCUGCAGGAGCAUCACAUGGCUGUGAUGGGAAUCGACUGGGCGCCAAAGACCAAUCGCAUAGUCACCUGUUCUGCAGACAAGAAUGCUUAUGUGUGGACUCAGAAAGAAGAUGGCAAGUGGGAUCCUGCGUGGGUUCUUCUUCGAAUAAAUCGGGCCGCCACUUGCGUAAAAUGGUCUCCUCUAGAGAACAAAUUUGCUGUGGGCUCUGGAGGUCGAGUUAUAGCUGUUUGUUAUUUUGUAUUAGAGAAUAACUGGUGGUUAUGUAAACAUAUAAAGCGUCCCUUAAGGUCGACAGUGACCACUGUUGAUUGGCAUCCAGAUAACAAGGUUCUGGUUGCUGGAUCUACAGAUUACAAGGUCCGGGUCUUCAGUGGAUUUAUCAGUGAUAUGGAGGAUGCUCCUGGUACUAGCCCUUGGGGUCAGAGUAAUACCUUAGGGACGUUACUGGCUGAGUUUCCUAAUACACCCAAUGGAGGUGGCUGGAUACAUUCAGUAGCGUUCAGUCCUUGUGGCAAUAAAAUCUGUUGGGUGGCGCACAAUUCGUCUAUAUGUGUCGCUGAUGCUACUAAAGGAAACGCAGUCAUGAGAUUGUAUACAGAGCAUUUACCGUUUCGAAGUUGCAUUUGGAUAGGAUCUAAUAACAUUGUUGUCUCGGGUCAUAGCUGUAUGCCGAUGUUAUAUUCCAUGGACGACAACGGGCAAAUAUACUUUGUGUCGAAAUUGGAUAAUACGCAGAAAAAGGAGACCGCCGGUUUAUCCGCCAUGCGAAAGUUCCAAUCUUUGGAUCGACAAGCAAGGAACGAGACUAACGAUAACGCGCUAGAUAGUGUCCACCAAAACACGAUCAACUGUGUUCGCCGAGUAUCCGAUCAUGAAUUUAGCACAAGCAGUUUAGACGGACAACUUGUAGUUUGGGACUUAAAGCUUCUAGAGAAUUCCAUUGCUGGUCUCAAGAUAACGUAAGCACGAAACCUUUUUUUAUAUUGCGGAAAUCGGAGAUAUUACAUCCAAUACAACGAUGUAUAAAUGUUAAAAUAAAUACUAUACAAUUUCUCAUUAUAUAA